AUGGACUUAGUACGCAUUACAACCCCCCUGAGCUGGCUCCUGAGCCUCGUGGCAUUCUUCUCUCUAUUGGUCAGUACGAAAGAGAAUUUCCUGUUCGCGGUACUAUUCUGUUUUCGCUACAUCCGGCUGAUUGUACACGUUCUGUCAUUCUACUGCGUCUACAAACCGACCCCCCUUCCCGUCAACCCUACCCUGAAGCCGAGCGAUUGCACUAUCAUCAUCCCAACGAUUGAUCCCGAGAACGCCGGUUUCUUGGAGUGCAUUCGUACUGUUCUACAGAAUCAGCCUGGGGCUAUCAUCAUCGUCACGGUUGGCAACGCGAAAGUCAAGCUGGUUAAGAAAGUGGUCAAGCCAUUUCGCAGGAGCUGGCCCUCAACCACCAUCUCCGUCACGCAGACGGAUGUAGCUAACAAGCGCAGACAAGUGUGCCAUGCACUACCUCAAGUCAAAACGGCUAUCACUGUCCUCGUUGAUGACCAUGUCUAUUGGCCAAGUUUGGAUUUUCUUAAAACCAUCUGUGCUCCAUUCGAGGACAGCAAGGUUGGUGGACUUGGUACCAACAAGGUCGUUCGUCGGACUGGAUCCGGUUGGGGCAUGAACAGCAUCUUCAACUUUCUGGCAUGUGUUUACCUUGAAAGACACAACUUUGAGCUUGCCGCCACGAAUGCAAUCGAUGGUGGCGUCUUCGUACUUUCCGGUCGCACGUCCGCUCACCGCACCUGCAUUCUCCAAGACCCCGAUUUUCUCGGCGGGUUUGCGAAUGAGUAUUUCUUCUUUGGCAAGCUCGGUCCCAUCAAUCCAGAUGAUGACAAUUUCAUCACCCGCUGGGAGGUGAAGAAGGGCUGGAGGAUCAAGAUCCAAUACUGCGAGGAUGCUACCAUUGAGACUGAACUUGGAUCUCCAGGUAAGUACAUGUCUCAGUGUCUACGCUGGGUUCGCACGACUUGGCGCUCGAAUAGCUGCUCGCUCUUCACUGACCGUACUGUCUGGUAUGCUCAGCCCUGGUGCACCUACAGCGUCUACAUCAGCAGCUUCUUCAACUUUGCGCUGUUCUACGACGCUGCGCUAUUCUACACGCUUAGGCGCACGACUUUCGGUGGCACCUGGACUCCUACACUCGUCAUGGCUACCUGGGUUUUCGCCAGCAAGAUGGUCAAGUUGAUUCCCCAUUUUCGGAGAUGCCCUGCUGACCUCAUGUUGAUCCCAGCGUACAUCUUGUUUGCCUACAUCCACAGCUUCUACAAGCUCUACGCCCUCUUCACAUUCUACAAUGUUGCCUGGUCUGGGCGCAACCUGGCCGCGGUUGAUGCUGAUGCACAAAUUGACGGCUCUAGUAGUGACGACAGUGAUCAGGACGAGGAGAACAAUGACGGAAUUGAGGCUGGGGACUUUUCCGGCAAGCACUGCACGUGA
This is a messenger RNA of Cyphellophora europaea CBS 101466, 1413 nucleotides long. RefSeq lists its product as uncharacterized. Bases 1 to 1413 code for a protein of 470 amino acids. The record is from RefSeq and is a predicted model, not a curated record. NCBI's taxonomy places the organism in Eukaryota, Fungi, Ascomycota, Eurotiomycetes, Chaetothyriales, Cyphellophoraceae. The transcript has a single exon.